AAGAACUUGAUGAAACCAUUAAAACAGAUUCAAAUGCUACAAUUACAACUACUAUUAGUCAAUCAUUAGAAUAUCUUGAUGUUACUAUUGAAAAUAAUAAUGGAAAUUUAAAAAUAUCUAUUUAUCAUAAAUCAGCUUCAGAACCCUAUAUUCUACCUUAUGAAUCUGAUCAUCCAAGACACGUUCAUGCGAAUAUAAUUUAUACUGCAUUAGUGCAAGCUGCACGUAGCUGUUCCAAUAUGGAAGAUUUUGACAUGGAACGAUUAAGUAUGGAAAUGAUAUUACUGUAUAAUUAA
Rotaria sp. Silwood1 is the source of this 296-nucleotide messenger RNA. Lineage: Eukaryota; Metazoa; Rotifera; Eurotatoria; Philodinida; Philodinidae. The record is from the annotation of a GenBank genome assembly.